AUGCGAUCAUGCGUCCGGACCGCGAGCAGCCUACUGCGAGGUUGGCAGAGCCGCGUCGUGCGCCCCAAUUGCACUGUCCUUGAGCGCCCUCCAUCUCUUGCUCGCAGCUACGCGCAAGCUUUCCGGCCGCAAUCCGACCUCGAGAAACGCAUCGCCGACAUUCCCAUCGAGCGCUUUCGUAACUUCUGCAUCGUAGCUCACGUCGACCAUGGCAAGAGCACGCUUUCCGAUCGACUGCUCGAGCUGACGGGAACAAUUGAACCCGGCGGCAACAAGCAGAUCUUGGACAAGCUGGAUGUGGAGAGGGAACGAGGCAUCACGGUCAAGGCGCAGACAUGCAGCAUGAUAUACAACCACGAAGGAGAGGACUAUCUGUUCCACUUGGUCGACACGCCGGGCCACGUCGACUUUCGCGCCGAGGUAGCCAGGAGCUAUGCCAGCUGCGGCGGAGCCCUCAUCCUCGUCGAUGCCAGCCAGGGUGUGCAGGCCCAGACGGUCGCAAAUUUCUAUCUCGCCUUCGCCCAGGGCCUGACACUCGUGCCCGUCCUGAACAAAGUCGACCUCCCUCACGCCGACCCUCCGCGCGUGCUUGAACAGAUGCGGGAAACCUUCGAGCUGGAUCCCGACGCGGCAGUCCUCGUCUCAGCAAAGACGGGAAAGAACGUACAAGCAUUGCUACCGGAAGUCGUCAAACAGAUACCUGCUCCUGUCGGUAAGCUAGACGGACCUCUCCGCUUGCUCCUCGUCGACUCGUGGUACGAUGUGUACAAAGGCGUCAUCUUGCUGGUGCGCAUCUUCGACGGGCAAGUGCGACCAGGAGACACGAUACGUUCUUUUGCCACGGGGCUGAAGUACAUCGUGGGAGAGGUUGGCAUCAUGUACCCAGAUCAGACCCCGCAGACGGUACUGAGAGCCGGACAAGUUGGCUACAUCCACUUCAAUCCCGGCAUGAAACGGUCACAAGAGGCAAAGGUCGGUGAUACAUACACCACGCUCGGCUCCGAGAAGCUCGUACAGCCCCUGCCAGGGUUCGAAGAGCCUAAGAGCAUGGUCUUCGUUGCGGCGUUCCCAACGGAUCAAGACAAGCAUGAAUUUCUUGAAGACAGCAUCAACCAGAUCAUUCUCAACGACCGUAGUGUCACGCUGCAGAAGGAGUCAUCCGACGCCCUGGGGGCUGGUUGGCGUCUAGGCUUCCUCGGAACGUUGCACUGCUCCGUCUUCGAAGACCGCUUGCGUCAGGAACAUGGCGCGAACAUUAUUAUCACGCCACCGUCCGUACCCUUCAAAGUGAUCUACAAAGAUGGGAAAGAGGUCAUCAUCACGAACCCGAACGACUUUCCCGACCAAGACCAAGCACAUCUCAAGGUUAUGGAGGUGCACGAACCCUACGUCCUCGCCACCAUCACCAUGCCUGAAGAGUAUCUCGGCGAGGUCAUCAAGCUAUGUGAAGCGAACCGUGGCGAGCAGAAAGAACUCACCUUCUUUACCGCUACGCAGGUCAUCCUGAAGUAUGAUUUGCCUCUGUCGCACCUGGUUGAUGACUUUUUCGGCAAAUUGAAGGGCGCGACAAAGGGUUAUGCAUCUCUCGACUACGAAGACUCUGGGUACCAGCGCUCUUCCACUGUCAAGCUCAAUCUCCUCGUCAACGGCGCACCCGUGGACGCUGUUUCCCGUAUCCUACAUACGAGCCAGGUGGACCGUGUGGGACGCGCCUGGGUUGAGAAAUUCAAGGAGCAUGUCGACCGCCAAAUGUUCGAAGUUGUGAUCCAGGCCGCUGUUGGCAGACGCAUUGUAGCGCGCGCAACGAUCAAGCCGUUCCGGAAGGAUGUGCUUGCCAAGCUACAUGCAAGUGAUAUCAGUCGCAGGAGGAAGCUACUCGAGAAGCAGAAGGAGGGCCGGAAGAAGUUGAGGGCCGUUGGCAGUGUCGUCAUCGAGCAGGAAGCGUUCCAGAAGUUCUUGUCGAAGUAA
Molecule: messenger RNA, 1968 nt
Organism: Didymosphaeria variabile
Lineage: Eukaryota; Fungi; Ascomycota; Dothideomycetes; Pleosporales; Didymosphaeriaceae
Gene: GUF1
Product: Translation factor guf1 mitochondrial
Exons: 1
Coding region: 1-1968 (655 amino acids)
Biological process (GO): positive regulation of translation
Cellular component (GO): mitochondrion
Molecular function (GO): GTP binding; GTPase activity; mitochondrial ribosome binding
Source: RefSeq, a predicted model, not a curated record